GACACAGCGCAGCACACCAUCAUCAUCAUCAUCGUUAUUAUCAUCAUUACUAUAUCACCAGCAUCACCACCAAAUCCAUUGACUGCCCACACCACAUCUCGCUUUCAGCCUCAUCACAACGGCAGCGACCACAGCGACGACCAAGCACACUGUCGAAUCGCCUGCGGACCCCUUGCUUCUUCACCUUGCUCGCCGAGACCAACUUCCCCUGUAAAUAAUUACAACUGCGACGACCACCAUACAAAUAGAACUUUCCCGCGAGAUUCUACUUGCCCGUAUGUGCCGACAAUCAAAUGAGACUUGAUGAUAGAUCGCUGCACCGUUGAAAAUCGCCACCGGCAACAUGGCCGUUGGUGAUGAAGCCAGCCUCAGGCCUACCAACAGUCUGCUCCUCCAAGACAGCUGCAAACACUAUCGAACCCAGAUCUCGCCGAUACAUUGGCAGCUUCGGUCCUUAAUCAGCGCCGAGGGAGAUGGCAUGGUCUACUUCCCCGCCGGCAUCAACAACACCCACAUCACCCGCCUCGAUACCCGCACCCGUGAGUGUGAAACCAUCAAGGUCAUCAGCUUCCAUCCUAGGUGUCUAGUCGCUAGCGGUGGUUGGAUAUGCUGCGGCGGGGAGAAUGGCGAAUUCGCAAUCAUCCGCGAAACCACCGCCACCGCCACCACCCGUAAUGCCGAUGGCUUGACUGCUUCGGCUACCGCCGCCGCCGCCGCCGCCAUUGUUUCCGCCUCCGAAGAUGCCCUGGACCAGGAUGCCCGGCGCACUCCAUCAUCAUCGUCAUCAUCAUCCGGCCCCGCCCACGUCACCGAGCCUUCCAUGACCGAGCUGCGUCGCGAUAUGCUUAGUCUCGUCGAGCAGAUGAGCGGCUCUGCUAAGACUUGGUCUGCUUCAAACCACAAAUUCGGCACCCAGCGCGUCAACUGCAUCACCAUUUGGCGGCCGCCCGAGUCACUUUUGGAAGAGCCACGUCCCGACCGUUACAACUCACCCAUGGCCAUCUUAGCCAAUAAUGAUAAAACGGUGACCAUUGUAAGCCUAGAAGACUCGGAGGCCGUAGACGAGUUGGAAUACCCUGAUUGUGUAAAUCGUGGUGUCAUCUCUCCAGAUGGUAGCAUUCUCGUGGCAAUUUGUGAUGAUCCAUUUCUCUAUGUCCAUGUCCGUCACACCCUUCAAGGGAAGAGGGGGGGACCUUACGAGUGGCUACAACUCCCCCGGAUACGACUCAAGGACCAAUCUGUGCGAGAUACGUCAGAUUGUCGAGGUAGCUUUGCUGCUUGCUUCUCUCCUUCGGGCAGGUACUUGGCUGUGGGCACACAGUACGGCACUAUAUCAAUAUUCGAUGUCACGGCAUUCCCCGACCUAGACAGAGACCCCCUAGUUACCUACUUCAGUUCAGCGCGGGCGCCCAGUGAUUGUGGCGCAGUGAGGGACAUGGCCUUCUCACCCGGCCCGUAUGAUAUGCUCGCGUGGACCGAGCACCGUGGCCGUAUAGGGGUGGCAGACGCUCGCACCAAUUUCACGAAACGCCAGAUCAUUUCCUUGGAGGAUCAUGACUCGUUUGACCACUUCUCUCUCAAUGAGCGCAACACAACUAUCGACCCCCGUCUCCUAGACCCCCGAAGUGAACGCAGUGUGACAGCUUUGUCGUCCACACCCAGCCUUCUGGGUCCGUCGGGCCGGUUGCAGUCCAUCAUCGACUCUCCCGACACGUCGAGGUUGAAUCAGCCCUUUUCUUCCGAGGAAACAGCCAUUUUGGAGGCCGUACAGAGCGACCGGAGGCGGCGGGAGGCGCGGGAACAGAGAGAUCAGAGAGAUCCACCAACGGCACGAGGUAGCGGUGCCUGGAGAACCUCCGUCUUCGCCGAGCGCGUAAGUCCCCAGCCGAGGACACCCGGUGUUGCACGGGAACGUGAUCGGGAAUUCUCUGACAGGUUGCGUUAUCUGACGUCUCUCCAGCGUGAUACGCUGAUGCGAAUCUUCGAGCGCGAACAAAGCCGUGAGAACCGCGACCAUCAGCGCUCAGCUACGACGCAGACACCGCCCGAGCAAGAUCGUGAGAGACGGGCUCCUACGCCACGGAGAAGAAAUUCCGUUAUGCAAUCUCUGGCCCAGAGUGCCGACGCUGCGACAAGAUUACAACGUAGUAUGGUUAACGGCGAGGGUUCCAGUUCCCGUGAUUAUUCUUCUGCGUGGGGGCAAUCUGGAAGAAGUACCUCGGGUUGGGCCGACCUAGAGGCGCUGUAUAACAUAUCCGGCGGCGGCGGUGACGGUACCUCAGCCCAUGAUGCAACGCGGACUGAGACGGGCAGAAUACGACGCGCCAUCCCCAUCAUCGGUGAUGUCUGGAACGAUGAUAUUUCUGGCUUUCGUCGCGCGUACGGUCGUGUACGCAAUCGUGAGCAUGAACAGCGUCCGGAUGACACAGCAGGUCUGAGCUGGAGCGAAGACGGCCGCACGUUGUAUAUUGGAGCUGAAGAUGGUAUAUACGAGUUCCAUAUGAAUAUUCUUAGCAGAAAGCUUUUUCCAGCUGUCAUGCUCCGCUAAUGCUGGUCCUCCACCACGCUUCGAUUUUCACGUUACUCACAGGUAUGGAUAAGCACGGCGGCAAAUACGGUGUUUUUGGCGUAAAUAAGCAUAGCAAACGAGAGGGCUGUACAGAUAGCAGGGGCUGAACCACCACAUCUCACACUCAGACACGAAUGUCAGUUGUGAGACUAAUAAGUUGGAAGAACGUGAUUGGCCAUGCUCACUCUCUCGAGAAAAGUCACAUGGAUUAAGUUGUUGAUUCUUGGUUGUUUCAGGCGGGGAAUUAAAUCUAGCCGCCCACAGAUGAGAAGCGGGCUGGUGUUCCCUCUGUGUCCUUACCCUCAUCUUUCUCUCUGUCUCUCUCGGUUUGUGGGGGUGUGUGUGUACCUCUCCUUUCAGUUGAUUAAAUGGGGAGUCCUCGUUGAACUUAGUGGUACUACAUACAUAUACCUCAAAUAUACCCAGUUUCCUAGUUUACU
Messenger RNA from Xylaria bambusicola, 3009 nucleotides. RefSeq lists its product as uncharacterized. Gene Ontology annotation, molecular function: protein binding. The record is from RefSeq and is a predicted model, not a curated record. NCBI's taxonomy places the organism in Eukaryota, Fungi, Ascomycota, Sordariomycetes, Xylariales, Xylariaceae. Bases 344 to 2548 code for a protein of 734 amino acids. The transcript is spliced from 4 exons.